AUGUUUACCUCGCUGCUCUCGCGCAUCCAGCCUAUGAAUGAGCGUGCGACACAGUCUUUGAUUCUUGUGAAUGCGAUUGGGCUGGCACAGCAAGCAGCUGAUCGCGCUCGAGACAUGUUUCCCCAUCUCGCGGUAGAGAUUGAGCAAGGGGCACGCCAUGUCGCUUCAGGCAAGGCAGAUAUCACGGUGGCUACCGUGCAAACGCUUCGUCAACCUUCACGACUAUGUAAAUUCGACCCUUCUCGCUUCAAGUGCAUAAUCGUUGAUGAAGCUCAUCACUCUACAGUCCCUAUUAUUGGGUUCUCUGCCACAUUCACACGUCAUGAUGGCGUGGCUUUGGGUCAUGUCUAUGAAGAAAUCGUCUUUCACAAAGACUUUUUGGAGAUGAUCGAUGAUCAAUGGCUGUGCCCCGUGCGCUUUACACUCGUGCGAGCUGGCAUUGAUUUAUCGCAUGUGUCCUCAACCUCGUCAGACUACGUGGUGUCGUCGCUAGCGCAAGCUGUGAACCAGCCAGCGAUUACCGAAGUCGUUGUCCGGUCCUGGAUUGAUCUGGCUUGGCCUCAUCGUCGAUCAACUUUGGUUUUCGCUGUGAAUGUGGCUCAUAUUGGAUCCAUUGUUAGAGAAUUUCAGCGGUGCGGAGUGGAUGCCCGCCCCUUUCAUUCAGGUAUGCUGAUGUCCGAAAGGGAUGCCACGCUCGAUGCGUUUCGGCAAGGCACUUUUCCUGUGCUGGUGAACUGCGCUAUCUUGACCGAAGGCGCUGAUGUGCCUCCUAUUGAUUGUGUGCUUCUUCUUCGACCGACCAAGUCCAAGAACCUUUUUUCCCAAAUGAUUGGACGUGGUAUGCGGCUGUCGGAAGGCAAGAAGGACUGCUUGAUUUUGGACGUCGUUGGGAACGUGGAAAACGAUUUGGUGUGCACGCCGACUUUGUUCGGCCUGGAUGCCAAUGCGGACAUACAAGAUGACACUGUGGACGAAUUACGCGAACGGGCUAGUGCGAUGAAUGCCCACAGAACACGUGCUUCGUCGUUCCUCGAGCCUCCUGAUCAUAUUACAUAUGUCGACUACAAUGAUCCACGUGAACUGCAAAAGGCAAUGGCCAGCAAAACACCUGACGCUUUGUCCAAGAUUUCGCCCAAUGCGUGGGUCGAUUGUGGAGACGAUGUCUAUGUGCUUGGUUCUUGGAAUGGCGCCUACCUCAAAUUGCGUCGGCAAAGUGAUCAGUGGAUCGCUUACUACUACUCGAAAAACGCUGCAUUCUGGAAAGAUUACCAGCACGGUAUUGCGAAUACCAUACCUUUUUUCAAGCGUCAAGUGGUCACAUCCAACGACUUUGUGCAUGCAAUGCAUGGCUGCGAUACCUAUAUGCAACGCCUCUUCGAAGCUGCGAAUCGAUCUCCCAUGUGGCUACGGCGUUCAGCACGCUGGCGUUCGCUUCCCGCUUCAUCGAAGGCCAAGGCCAUGUUGCAAAAUAAAAUGCAAGGUCGAUCUCAGGAUGGUCUAUCGAUCCACGAACCCCUCUCACAGGGCGCCCUGCAACGAGCACUGCUUCGCUUGAGCCAUGGCGCGCGAGGUGUGUGGAGGUCGUCAAUGAAGCGGCGCAACCGUGAAAGUGCCCGCAACAAAGUGCAGCAAGUCCAAAAUCUUCUGAACCGCUUAUUUAACAAGCACCAAUCUCAUGGACAUCAUCACCAACAACCGCAUGGCGGUUAUCCCUCGCAGUACCAGCAGGGCCCGGCCUAUGGCUAUCCACCAGCGCCUCAACCAGCGUACUACCCAGGCGGAGCAGCGCCAUAUCCUCAGGGCUUUCAUCCAGGCAAUGAGGCACCAGGUGGUCCUGCGCCCAACACAGCGCAGAUCCUAGGCACAACCAACAUUCAUGCUUUCGACGACAACAACAAGAACGCUCAAAAUCCUCAUUACAAGGAGCUUCGGAACAAAGCUCGCUCUGAGGGCAAUAAAAUGGCCAAUGCGUUUGCCGAGUCAAAGAAGGCCUACUCGAACGGAGAUGGCGCGCGUGCCAAGCAGCUAAGUGAGGAGGGGAACCGGCACAAAAUCAACAUGGAACGUCUCAAUGCCGAGGCUCGUCAGUGGAUUUUCGCCGCGAACAACGCAGAUAGCCCACUGGAUACCGUGGAUCUACAUGGUCUGUACGUCAAAGAAGCACUGGCCAAAGCGGAGGAAGCCGUGCAAAAGGCCCAGGCACAAAACUUCCCGGAGCUUCGCUUGAUUGUUGGCAAAGGCCUGCACUCCAAAGACCAUGUGGCUCACAUUAAACCUGCCGUGGAAAAACUUUUGAAGCAGUAUCAUCUCUCGGCCCAUGUGGAUCCCCGGAAUGCGGGUAUCAUUGUUGUGAACUUGAACGGGCCUGCUGGCGGCGGCAAUGCCAACUUUACCAGGGAUAUUGCAAUGAAUGCUACAGGCAAUGAACAAGAGUGUGUUAUCAUGUAA
Malassezia pachydermatis is the source of this 2448-nucleotide messenger RNA. Its product is annotated as p-loop containing nucleoside triphosphate hydrolase protein. NCBI's taxonomy places the organism in Eukaryota, Fungi, Basidiomycota, Malasseziomycetes, Malasseziales, Malasseziaceae. The transcript is spliced from 8 exons. Bases 1 to 2448 code for a protein of 815 amino acids. Gene Ontology annotation, molecular function: DNA binding; ATP binding; hydrolase activity. The record is from RefSeq and is a predicted model, not a curated record.